Molecule: messenger RNA, 2447 nt
Organism: Neurospora tetraspora
Lineage: Eukaryota; Fungi; Ascomycota; Sordariomycetes; Sordariales; Sordariaceae
Exons: 1
Coding region: 273-2333 (686 amino acids)
Biological process (GO): vacuole fusion, non-autophagic
Cellular component (GO): fungal-type vacuole membrane
Molecular function (GO): phospholipid binding
Source: RefSeq, a predicted model, not a curated record
CACCUAUCCGCUAGCCUGUUGCGAUCAUCGUACCAUCCGAGCCGAGUGCCAACCUCCUACGAUCCGGCCCAUUACUUUUUUUUUUAUACCUACGACCUGUUUGUUGGCCUUCUUCUUCCCAUGUCGCACGAUCCCGAGUUUUGCGACGUCGAGUAAACAAAUUCUCCCUUUCCUAUCUCGACCGACGCCCUCGAGAUCCGCACCACCUCCAGACGGGAGUCCAGACGUCCAGCGCUCCAGCCACCGGAAUAUCUACCUCUGCUGGUGUAAUCAUGGCGCCCAAGUCACCUCCCUCGCCAACGCUCUCACAACUACCUCCGGUGCCAUCGAGCCCAACCUAUUCAUACGCUUCUACCGCAAAUCCGAACCUAUCGCAGUUCAACCUGCCACUGCCGCCUCCGCCCAAGCAGGCGCAUGCUGUCCUUACCAAGCACGAUCUUGAAGCAUCGCAGGCCGCAUAUGCGGACCUCGUCUCCUCCGCCAAGGCCUUUCGCCUGGCCCUUACUUCUCUCUCCACUGCCGCCUCCGCCUUCGGCUCUGCUCUCGAAUCUUGCGCUCGUCUAAAAGAAGCCCGCGCCGAACAGAUCGUGUCCGCUCCCUCCGAUCGAGGCGGGAGUCCGGUACAAGGUGCCCAGGGCCAAGGCGGCGGUCCACCCCCGCUGUUAAUGGCCAAUGGCUUCACCUCUGCAGCCCAGGGCACCACAAAGUCCACCUGCACGGCCGACACCCUGCUCACCGUCGCUGGUUUGCAGCAUCUCGUUGCCAACCACCAGCACAUUCUGUCCGAGACGGUCUACCGCUCAUUCGAGGUACCUCUUCUCCACGAGUUAGACAAGUGGCGUGGCGCGGUUGAGGAUGAAGAGGAAAGUUAUGCGAGCGCCGUGUCCGUGCAGUCCAAGGAGAUCAGACGGUUGGAGAAGGAAGGGAUGAAGCUGCAUAAGCAGCGCAGGAGGGACGUGGCCAAGUUCCGGAGCCAUCUCGUCGAGUUGACCACUAAGUUGGACGGUCUCACAACGCUGCAUGGCGAGCAUUCCAGGACACUCUUGAGGGAGAGUCAAGACACCAGCGCCCGUAUCGUGGAAGCGAGCUGUUCACUCGUCCGAGCCGAAAUUGACAUUUUCGAGAGUAUGGCGCGGAAGGGGUGGACAGGUGGUGGACUUGAGGAUGUGCUGGAACAGGGUCAGGAUCUCUUCGCCAGCGAGGAUGUGAUCCCAGACAGGACCGUUGGACAUUCUGACGGCAGGUUUGGUGGGACAGGAGGCAACAUCGUCGCAGGCGGUGCCGGCGAUGGCGGCAUAGCGAGCGGCGGCGCCGGUGAGGGAAGUAAGCUGUUCAGCAUCCUGCCGCCAAGGAGUAUUCUCGCCGAUACAACAGGCGGGGGAAGAGAAGACACCCUAAGACUGGUAGGCAACCAUCACCAAGCGAGAAGAGGCACUGAAGACUUGGGGUACGAGACUAAUCAAUACUCCCAACAGAGCCUCGCGGGCGCUAUUCACUCCCCCGACAACCAAUCAACAAUCGUCUACUCUCCUCGCACACCCCCACGAGACAAGGACACGGAAAGUGUCUUCUCUUCCGAAGUUUUCAACCGUCCGCGGGGACCACGCCCCUUCUCCCCUCAACCACAACCUCUCGCCCUCAAUCCCAAGUCCCUCUUCGGCACAUCCGACUCUCCAUCUCCCACCGGCGGGCCCCGACAGAACGACGAAGGAGAACAGGACCCUCUCUUCUCCCCACUCGGCAACCAAUCCCUGACCCUCCCUCUCCCCGGUAGCCACGCCACCGCCAACGGCGGCGACGACGAAGACGACGAAGCUCUCAUCUCUCCCUGGCGCGACCAAAUUCCCUACCGCUUCCACCCGCCCACCGAGCCCGACGAGGAACAGCAGCAGCACCAGCAACAGCAGCAUGAGAUUCGGCCGCGAAGCAACCAAAGCAGCAGCAAGCGAAGCAGCUACUCCGGCCGCCUCAGCAUCUCGCUAGGCAUCAACCGGAGUCUGACCAGCAGCUCGCUGCAGAGGCUACAGCACUCGUCUGCCGCAUCCACCUCCGCCCUUCCCUCAGAGGAGCACGAGCUGCGAGACGGGAGCUGGAGCUACAGCGGGCGACCGGGAUCGGCGGGCGGGUUGAUGAGCUUUGUGUCUGCCUCUAGAAUGGACGUCGCCACCGGCAGCAGUAAUGAUGACCAGUACCAGAGCCAGGACGAGUAUACUAUCCACAACAAUUACGAAAAGAACGGGGACAAUGGCGAAAGGGAGGAAGAGAAUGAUAUAACGCCGACGAUAACCCCCAUGACCCCGCCUAGACAAACGGCUACGGCAACAGCCAGUUAAGGAAAUUGGCUGCUACCGUCAGGUCACAAUGACGACGAGGUCCGGCUAGCUCGCCUACCUUCUACACCAUCUUCUACUGGUGAAAGGACCAGGAGGUGGAGUUUGGGGACAGAU